Messenger RNA from Lampris incognitus (smalleye Pacific opah), 2373 nucleotides. RefSeq names its product protocadherin alpha-3-like. Gene Ontology annotation, biological process: homophilic cell-cell adhesion. Bases 1 to 2373 code for a protein of 790 amino acids. The record is from RefSeq and is a predicted model, not a curated record. Gene Ontology annotation, molecular function: calcium ion binding. NCBI's taxonomy places the organism in Eukaryota, Metazoa, Chordata, Actinopteri, Lampriformes, Lampridae. The transcript has a single exon. Gene Ontology annotation, cellular component: plasma membrane.
AUGGAACAAAGAGGACGCCAGGCACCGAGGCAGCAAUGGCGCUGGGUCGCAUACGCGUUGGCUGCGGUUGCGCUUUGGAGCGGAGCUUCAGCUCAGCUCAGAUACUCCAUACACGAGGAGGUGAACGAAGGAAGCGUUGUCGGGAAUAUCGCCAAGGAUUUGGGACUGGACAAGAGUACGCUAAGAGACAGGGGGUAUCGUAUUGUCUAUGGCUCGAACGAGCCACCUUUCCAGGUGAACCAGGACGACGGCGUGUUAUACGUGACUCGAAAGAUAGACAGAGAGGAGGUGUGCGAGCGGAGCAGCGCGUGUUUGAUCGACUUGAAAACAGUUUUGGAGAAUCCGCUGGAAGUGCACUAUGUCUCGGUGGAGGUGUUAGAUGUAAACGACCACUCCCCCGUCUUCCCGGAGAAAGAGAAACGACUGGAGAUAUUUGAGUCUGCGUUACCAGGAGUGAGGUUUCAGCUACAAGCCGCGCGUGACGCCGAUAGCGGUCCGUUGUCCGUCCAGCAGUAUAAACUGAAUCACAACGACCAUUUCCGUUUGGAAGUUAAAGAUCGCGGUGAGGACCGUAAAACACCCAUACUAAUCCUGCAGAAGCCGCUGGAUAGAGAGUCUGCGAGGAGCCAUACGUUGUCGCUCACGGCCAUAGAUGGAGGAAAACCUCCGAGGUCUGGAGAAAUGAAAAUAUUAGUAGAUAUAUCAGAUGUCAAUGAUAACCCUCCAGUCUUCACCAAGGAGUCUUACUCGGUGCAGAUAAAUGAAAAUUCUCCUCGAGGCACAGUUGUUGCGCAAGUGAAUGCUACAGAUGCAGACGAAGGUUCAAAUGGUGAAGUUGUGUAUUCUUUUGGUAAUGACGUGGAUGCAAACGCGCGUGCACGUUUCGAAUUGAACCCAUUAACAGGAGAAAUACUGGUGGCAGGAGUAAUCGAUUUUGAAGAAAAAAGCAGGUAUGAGAUUGACAUCCAAGCAUCCGACAAGGGUUCUGUUAUAUUGACCACAGACAAAACUGUUGUCAUUAAUAUUGUUGACGUCAAUGAUAAUGCACCCGAGAUCGAAGUGACAUCCUUUUCCAGUGCUCUGCUGGAAGACUCAAAACCAGGCACAACGGUGGCACUAAUCAGUGUAAAAGACUCGGAUUCUGGUCUCAAUGGAAAGGUUUUGUGCUUUAUAAACCAAGAUGUCCCCUUUACACUGAGCCCAUCUUUAAAAGAUAACAUGUACUCGCUAGUGACCAAACAUAUUUUGGAUAGAGAACAGCAAUCUCAUUAUGAUCUUACAAUAACUGCAAGAGACGCAGGUGACCCACCCUUAUCAUCUGACAAAAUGAUAAGUGUACUUGUGUCUGAUGUUAAUGACAACAGGCCAGAGUUCUCGUUGAAUCCUUAUUCUUUUUACGUUACAGAGAAUAAUGCUGCAGGGUCCAUUGUAUUUUCAGUGCAAGCUUCAGACCGUGACGAUGGCGAGAAUGCCAAUAUUCUGUAUAACAUCUUGAGAGAUGGCGCCAGUGAUAAUGUUGCAUCAUACCUAAAUGUAAACCCUGAAAGUGGUGAUAUAUUGGCACUUAAAAGUUUUGACUUUGAGACUUUGAAGACUUUCCAGUUCCACGUGGUUGCCACGGACUCCGGAAGUCCCCCGUUGCGCAGCAACGUGACAGUGAACGUGUUCAUCCUGGAUCAGAACGACAACGCUCCAGUCAUCUUGUAUCCAGUCAGUGCUAACGGUUCUGCUGAAGGUGUGGAGGAGAUUCCCUGCAAUGUGAACGCAGGUCAUCUGGUGACUAAAGUGAGAGCGUAUGACGCUGAUAUAGGAUAUAACGGCUGGUUGUUAUUUUCACUGCAGGAAGUCACUGACCACAGUCUGUUUGGUUUGGACCGCUACACGGGACAGAUAAGAACACUUCGCUCAUUCACAGAGACAGACGAGGCUGAACAUAAACUGGUCAUACUGGUGAAAGACAAUGGGAACGUGUCACUCUCAGCAACAGCUGCUGUGGUUGUCAAGGUUGUGGAGCCCAAAGAGGCUUUUGCUGCUUCUGAUGUUAAAAGUGCAGCAAAAGAUGAAGAUGAGGACAACGUGACACUUUAUUUGAUGAUAACUUUGGGCUCAGUUUCAGCACUUUUCCUCAUCAGCAUCAUCGUGUUGAUUGUAAUGCAGUGCUCCAAACCUGCAGACUAUUUCUCCAAGUAUUUACAAGACCCUAAUUAUGACGGGACUCUGUGCCACAGCAUCCAGUACAGAUCUGGAGACAGACGGUACAUGUUAGUUGGACCCAGAAUGAGUAUAGGAUCUACUAUAGUCCCAGGAAGCAAUGGGAAUACUCUAGUGGUCCCAGACAGGAGGCGAACAUCUGCAGAGGUAAGACAAAUAUAA